AUGGUUGACAUAACAUCAGACUGUACCUUAGGAACUGAAAACAGGACAAUAUGUAUGGCUACAUUACAAAUGGAUUAUUACAAUAAUAGUUUAUCUGUAAUCUUUGACGGUUUAUCACAAAAUUCAUGGAAUGUAUCAGAAGAAACGAGAAUAAUUACACAUAAUAUGCAGAUAUCAUUCGAUACUUUAAAACUGAAACGUAUAAUCCAAGUAUACUGUUUUGAUAACAAUUCUUGCGUACAAGAUAUUAGACGAAUUAUUAGUACUAUAAGUUUUCCGCAAGUGCAUCCAUCAAGAAUCAUUUCACUUCGAGAAGAGCUUCAAUUGAAAUUAUAUAAUUCUUCAAAUUCCAAUGAUCUUUUAUGUGAAAACAAUCAGAAUGAAACAAUUCCAUGUCCUAAUGGUUUUUGCCAGUUAAUCGAUAACGGUGAAUUUGGCUUUACUCGUAAUUGUAUUCCAGAAGAUUCUUCAAUGUUUUCGCCGAGUAUUCUCAUAGGAUCAAGUAUGGAUAUAACUACAAUAUCAUUUCAAUCGAUGUGUCUCAAUAGUUCAGGCUGUGUUGAAGAUGUGAAUACAACUUAUAACAUGAUGAAAACUUUUAAACAUGAUGAAUUUCGCGGAAAAUUACGGGAACGUUUGUAUUUUUCUAAUCCGUAUGUGCAUGAUCUUACAUGUUCAAAUAAUCAAGAUGAAAGUGUUCCGUGUCCCAAUGGAUUUUGUCGAUUGAUUCGUGGUGAUGAAUCUCAUGUUGAUCGUAGCUGUGUUUCUCAAGGUCUAGGUAUUAAUCCAUCAGGUAUAUUUAUACAGUCGAAUACCGAAGGAAGAUCAAAUACUACAACAAUAUUUACUUAUGCUUGUAAUAAACCAAUGUGUAAUGGAGCUGAAACAGAUGCAUACGUAAAACAAUUGAUAGAUGAAUACGAAUUGUCGAGUAUAGUUUUAGCAACGACAGCAGAAACAACUAAAACCGUAACACCUUCUACUACAAUAACGGUGACCACAUCAAGAACAGUGACAACUACUACUAAACCAAUGGUGACUACAACAGAAAAACCUGCAGUAGUAACACCUUUGGCAACAAAUAAGCCAGCAACAAUCACUACUGAAGAUUCUACCACUACAACAACACCGGAAUCAAAUGCAGCACUUGGUAUAUUGUAUGUGACGUGCAUGAACUUUCAAUGGAUACUUCCUUUGGUUAUAACAAUUCUUUCACAAAUAUAA
Messenger RNA from Adineta steineri, 1224 nucleotides. Lineage: Eukaryota; Metazoa; Rotifera; Eurotatoria; Adinetida; Adinetidae. The record is from the annotation of a GenBank genome assembly.